AACACCAUCUUUGUGCAGGCAUCUGGGGGAGGCCAGCUGGAGCAGGGUCAUCUGCCAGCCAGGCCUGUAGGACUUCGCUUCUCUUGUUUAUCCCCAGCCACAUCUGGGGCGGCUGCCAGGACCCGCCCCCACUCUGUCGUCAUUGGAGGAACUCAAACUUGAAGGCUCCUGCGAAGAAUCAGUACGUUUCAUUUUCCUGUUACUGGUGGACCUGCUGCGGCUGGUCUAGAAGGGUUGAGCCUUCCUCCAGAGCCUAGUGAAAGUGAGCCUCUCACCAUGCCAGCCUGCUGCAGCUGGAAAGAUGUUUUCCAGUAUGAGACAAACAAAGUCCUCCGGAUUCAGAGCACGAAUUAUGGCACCAUUAAGUGGAUCUUCCACGUGCUGGUCUUUUCCUACAUCAGCUUUGCUUUGAUCAGUGACAAGCGGUACCAAAAGAAAGAGCCUCUUAUCAGUUCCGUCCACACCAAGGUGAAAGGGAUAGCAGAGGUGAAGGCGGAGAUAUUGGAGAAUGGAAUGAAGAAGAUGGUGUCUGGGGUCUUUGACACGGCGGAUUACACCUUCCCUUUGCAGGGGAACUCCUUCUUCGUGAUGACAAACUUUAUCAAGACAGAAGGCCAACAGCAGGGGUUAUGUCCUGAUUUUCCCACCCGCAGGACGAUCUGUUCCUCUGACAGGGGUUGUAAAAAGGGACGGAUGGACCCGCAGAGCAAAGGGAUCCAGACCGGAAGGUGUGUAGUAUAUAAAGAGAGGCUGAAGACCUGUGAAGUCUCUGCCUGGUGUCCCAUCGAGGAAGUGGAAGACGCCCCCCGGCCCGCACUCUUGAACAGUGCUGAAAACUUCACUGUGCUCAUCAAGAAUAACAUCGACUUCCCUGGCCACAACUACACCACGAGAAACAUCUUGCCGGGUGUAAACAUCACUUGUACCUUUCACAAGACUCAGAAUCCGCAGUGUCCCAUUUUCCGACUAGGAGAUAUCUUCCAAGAAACAGGAGAUAAUUUUUCAGAUGUGGCAAUUCAGGGAGGGAUCAUGGGCAUUGAGAUCUACUGGGACUGCAACUUGGACGGCUGGUUCCAUCACUGCCGUCCAAAAUACAGUUUCCGUCGCCUUGACGACAAGACCACCAAUGAGUCCUUGUACCCUGGCUACAACUUCAGAUACGCCAAGUACUACAAGGAAAACAACGUUGAAAAACGGACUCUGAUAAAAGUCUUUGGAAUCCGUUUUGACAUUCUGGUUUUUGGCACCGGAGGAAAAUUUAACGUUAUCCAGUUGGCCGUGUACAUUGGCUCAGUCAUCUCCUACUUUGGUUUGGCCACUGUGUUCAUCGACAUUCUCAUCAACACUUACUCAAGUAAAUGCUGUCGAUCCCGCAUUUAUCCCUGUUUCAAGUGCUGUGAAUACUGCGCGGUCAACGAAUACUACUACAGGAAGAAGAGUGAGCCCAUUGCGGAGCCAAAGCCGACAUUAAAAUACGUGUCCUUUGUGGAUGAAACCCACAUUAGGAUGGUGGACCAGCAGCUACUUGGGAAAAGUCUGCAAAAUGUCAAAGGUGAAAAAGUCCAAAGGCCCUCAGUGGACUUCACAGACUUGUCCAGGCUGUCCCUGUCUCUCUGUGACCCAACCCCUAUCCCUGGACAACCAGAGGAGAUGCAGCUGUUCAGUGAAGAAGUGACUCCUAGAUCCAGCAACAGCCCAGACUGGUGCCAGUGUGGACACUGCCUCCCGUCCCAACUACCCGAGAGCCACAGAUGCCUGGAAGAGCUGUGCUGUCGGAAAAAGGCUGGUGCCUGCAUCACUACCUCAGAGCCCUUCAGGAAGCUCGUCUUGUCCCGACAGGUCCUGCAGUUCCUCCUGCUCUACCAGGAGCCCUUGCUGGUGCUGGAUGGAAACUCCAGCAGCCGUCUGCGGCACUGUGCCUACAGGUGCUACACCACCUGGCGCUUCGGCUCCCCGGACCUCGCCGACUUUGCCAUCCUGCCCAGCUGCUGCCGCUGGAGAAUCCGGAGAGAGUUUCCCAAGAGUGAAGGCCAGUACACCGGCUUCCAGAGUCCUUACAGGGCUGAGCAGCAUCUAGACAUUCUUUUCGUCUGAAUCUCAAAUGAAGGCUGAGGCCAGCUUGCUGUUCAGAUUUCCUCAUACCCUCCAAAAGCAUAUAAUAUGUGUCUUGUAAGAAAAUACUCCAGUGGAGAUCCCCAGCAGGGCCAACAAGCCAGAAGAACAGCAUUUGCAAGGAUUUGCAAGGAAGAAGAGAUAAACUGGUGGUUGGUGGAUGGAUAUAAAUCUCACCUUUGGCUUUCGUAGGGUGGAAUUCAAGCACUGACCUUGCCUGAGGCAUUGACUUUGCCAUCCACCAUCAGGAAAAAAAAAUGUCUACUUUUCUGAUGGGAAUAGCUCUGCCUUCAACUUCAGAUAAAGCACUGCAGGACAAGGUUCACAACGGCGCUUGCCAACCCCUGUGCUGAGUCAGGCUCACAGGCCGGCAGGCAUCGAAUGUGCACAGUGGCCAGUCAGGGUGAGGACUGCCUGGCACGGCACCUGGAUUCGGCGUUGCUUGCUCAGGGUACAUCCACAUUUGCUCCUGUGUCACCAGGAGAGCAAAGCGGCUUGGCCUCGAAGGAGGGUGAGGUGGAAAAACCUGCAUGCAGCCAGGCCGUGCCAGCAGGUAAUUACUGAGUAUCUCUGCGACGUGGAUGCUUUUGAAUGUGCCCCCGAGGCCUCAUCAAAAAAGGACUGGGGUAGGUCAUCCUGGAAAUGAAGGUGGUCCCCGGGAGAAUAAAGGGCGGUGAAUCUGCUGCCUCACAGAAACACAUCCAAAUGUCAGCCAGAAGCAGAGUGGUAAAAUUAGAGGGAGCAGAAUGUUUUAGGAGAGGAAGAAGUCCCUGUGGGACACUUACUUGAAAUAAAUCCAAUCAAUAAAAAUCUAGAUGUCCAAAAUGAGCACACAGUAUGUAUGGGUGAAAGUGAUUUUUGUUUUACAGAGGGGUUCCUAACAAGGUAAGAUUCCUUUCAAUAACAUUUCAAUGAAAUUAUAUAAAAAUGGAGUCCUCAUUUUUAGGAGCUUAUCUAUCAAAGGGACGGGGAUGUCCAGAGACUGGGCUGCAAACCAACAAGCUGUGAGAACCCUCAAGACUUCAUCUCAGUUUUCUUAUUUACAAAAGGAAAGGACAGUGCUAAAUAUGAACAUUAAGGUACUUUUAAUAUCAAAAUGAUUCCUCCAUUGUAUAAAAUGAGAUCAGGGAUGCCUGGGUGGCUCAGUCGGCUAAGUGUCUGCCUUCAGCUCAGGUCAUGAUCUCAGGGUCCUGAGAUCAAGUCCCACAUCGGGUUCUUUGCUCAGCAGG
Messenger RNA from Ailuropoda melanoleuca (giant panda), 3341 nucleotides. RefSeq names its product purinergic receptor P2X 7 (gene P2RX7). Gene Ontology annotation, cellular component: plasma membrane. The record is from RefSeq and is a predicted model, not a curated record. Gene Ontology annotation, molecular function: purinergic nucleotide receptor activity; extracellularly ATP-gated monoatomic cation channel activity; ATP binding. Bases 277 to 2094 code for a protein of 605 amino acids. Gene Ontology annotation, biological process: cell surface receptor signaling pathway; response to ATP; calcium ion transmembrane transport. The transcript has 14 exons. NCBI's taxonomy places the organism in Eukaryota, Metazoa, Chordata, Mammalia, Carnivora, Ursidae.